UAGCUUCUUUUUCUGUUUCCCGUAGCUCAGGCAAUCGACCUGAACUCCCUUGAAAGCCCAACAUGAAAGGUCCGUGUGCAACGCUACAGAGACUCAGAACCUGUGAUGUUCUCUAACUCCGCGACUACAGCCAUUCUUCAGCGCGUUCUCUCCGCCUCAGUCACCGUGGACCAGGAACUCAUAUCGUCCAUCGGCAAAGGUGUCCUCGUCUUUGCUGCUGUUGCCCCUGGUGACACUGAGAAGGAGGCUGAAUCUCUUGCUGCCAAGGUGUUGAAGUUGAAGUUAUGGGACGAUGAAUCAGGAGGUCGUUGGAAGAGGAGCGUUCAAGACAUCAACGGUGAAGUUCUCUGCGUGUCUCAAUUCACACUUCUCGCCUCGACAAAAAGGGGCAGCAAACCGGACUUCCACGGGGCAAUGGGUGGAGGAGACGCAAAGAGGCUGUAUCAGCACUUUUAUCGCAAAGUGCAGGAAGGCUACGCAGCGGACAGAGUGAAAGACGGCGUCUUUCAGGCCAUGAUGCAGGUUGCAUUGGUCAACGACGGCCCGGUUACACUCGAGGUAUCGACGACGCCAAGGCAGGAUGGCCUAGACAAGAAGGUGAAAGGCGGCGGUGAGGCAUCAGCAUGAAAGCCGCAGGAGGAGGCGAAGUAAUAAUCGAUC
Canariomyces notabilis is the source of this 660-nucleotide messenger RNA. RefSeq names its product D-tyrosyl-tRNA deacylase. Gene Ontology annotation, molecular function: D-tyrosyl-tRNA(Tyr) deacylase activity. Gene Ontology annotation, biological process: tRNA metabolic process. The coding region runs from base 106 to 627 and encodes 173 amino acids. Gene Ontology annotation, cellular component: cytoplasm. NCBI's taxonomy places the organism in Eukaryota, Fungi, Ascomycota, Sordariomycetes, Sordariales, Chaetomiaceae. The transcript is spliced from 4 exons. The record is from RefSeq and is a predicted model, not a curated record.